CGGAGCCAGGAACAUGAAGAAAGGACCAUUUUGAAGCCAGAGGCACAGAAGGGCCAGCUCUGUCCCAACCAGGACCUCGGGGAAAUCUCUACUUCCUCAAAAGACAGAGCAGAGGCCACCUCCAACUGUGACAAUAGAACAACAGGUGACUCCACCUCCCUGAGGGCACAGGUUCUGAGUCAGAACAGAUGACUGUCAAGGUGUCCGGCCACGCACUCCCCAAACAGUGCAAAGAGGAAGUAGACACAGCACCAGAGAACCACCCUCACCCUGUCCCGAGAUGGGACAUAACCGGUGAAGCCGAACUGGGAAAAACUGGGGCCGUGACGUCCAGACCCCGAGUCCGAGGCGUACCGUGCUGAGGGAAUUCUUUCAACAGGCCUGGACUUGAAAGGGACCAGGCAGAUCAGGAGUAGAAAUCCAGGCGGCAAAGGGGUAGUUAGGGGGAACCCUUGGAUCAGCCCACUCCAUAGCGGGUCAACUUUCCCAUCACUUCCAAGUCCUCAUUCUUGGGGGAAACGUCUCGAGCAACACUUCAGUGGAUGGCAGAAAGAAACACAAUGUUCAACCGGGGCAGCGCUUCGCCCUGACCACUGAAACCGCUUCCCAACAGCGCGCUCAGAUAGCAAGGAAGCGGUCUCUGCCCUCCGCCUCGUGCACUCACGCUCCACCGCACCCAGAUUUGUGCAAAAACUCUCAGAGUCGGAAUUGAUUGCUAAGCCUCGCUACCUUGCAAUAGAAGGGAGCAGAUUGAAGGUGGGGAUCCCAGUGGGGGGUGCAAUGGCCAUCUGGGAUACCCACCCCCGCAGCAGCAUGGGGAUCCCAGCCCCUCCCCUGCACUCCGGGCCCCGCCCCUCAUGGGUUUCCCAGACUCUGCGCUGCUGCCACCUCGGGCGGCAGGGUACCCGAGCUGCAUGUGUAAUGGGGGUUGGGAACAAAGACGCGCAGGACCCAGAGCCCCGGGCACCAGCCGUCCCAAUCGCCACGAUCUUUUCUCUGGAGUCUCAAUGCCCGACUGUUCACGUUUCCCAGGACUGCCCCAAGCCCGUCCCGGAGCUCCCAUCAACUUCAGCACCACUGAGACGGAGAAAUCCGCGCCUGAGCUUUAGGGACGAAAGCGCUUUCCCAGCACAACUUCGCGCGUACACACCCACACGUCCCAGUCCCCAAGCAGACGCGCACCAGUUACACACAUCCCGCAGCCGCCUGCGGGCUGAGCGCGGGUCACUCAUGCCCGCCACGUGCAGGCCGGAGCGGUCUGAGACCUGUUGGUUCGCCUCCUCAACCUCCUCUCCACUCGCAGUAUCCCAAAACAAAAGCGGUCCCACGAGGGCGCAUCUGAAGCCCUCUGCAAGGAAAGCAGGCGCUGGUGGGAGCCACUCGCGCGAGGAUCGCGACGCAGAGUGGCGGGACCGAGGUCAGAGGGCUCCGAACGAGAGCUCUUCUGUCUUCUCCUGUCCUGGUUGGCUUCAGCUGUUAAUCUGACACAGCCCAGAGUCAUUUGAAGGACUCCCAACUGAAGGACUGCCCAGAUCGGAUCAGGCAUGUCUGAGAGAGACUGUCUUGAUUGAUGGUUGAUGUGGACAAGACCGGCCUACUGUGAGUGGCAUCAUUCCCUAGGCCCGUGUGCCUGGGCUGUUUAAGAAAUGUAGCUGAGUUUGAGUCUGUGAUGGAGCCAGGAGCAGCAUCCCUCCAUGGUUUCUUCGAGACAGUUCCUACCCUGCCUUCCCUCAGGGAUCACUGUGACCUGGAACUGUGAAAUAAAAUUAACCCUCUACUCCA
Messenger RNA from Mesocricetus auratus (golden hamster), 1782 nucleotides. RefSeq lists its product as uncharacterized. The coding region runs from base 781 to 1485 and encodes 234 amino acids. The transcript has 2 exons. The record is from RefSeq and is a predicted model, not a curated record. NCBI's taxonomy places the organism in Eukaryota, Metazoa, Chordata, Mammalia, Rodentia, Cricetidae.